Messenger RNA from Symphalangus syndactylus (siamang), 1398 nucleotides. Its product is annotated as transient receptor potential cation channel subfamily V member 3-like. NCBI's taxonomy places the organism in Eukaryota, Metazoa, Chordata, Mammalia, Primates, Hylobatidae. Gene Ontology annotation, cellular component: plasma membrane; cilium. Gene Ontology annotation, molecular function: calcium channel activity. The record is from RefSeq and is a predicted model, not a curated record. Gene Ontology annotation, biological process: actin filament organization; osmosensory signaling pathway; calcium ion import across plasma membrane.
AUGUUAUAUCAGAGACUUGAGCAUCCAUGGAUUUUGGCAUUUCCCGGGACCCUAGAACUAAUCCUCCAUGGAUACCAAGGGAUGACAAGUAAUUCACCAGGCGGAGAGCUGAGGAGAGCACCCUGUUAUGUUCCCUUAGCCCUGGCCUCGCUGAUCGAGAAGUGUGCCAAAGACAACAAGGACUGCAGCUCCUACGGCAGCUUCAGCGACGCAGUGCUGGAACUCUUCAAGCUCACCAUAGGCCUGGGUGACCUGAACAUCCAGCAGAACUCCAAGUAUCCCAUUCUCUUUCUGUUCCUGCUCAUCACCUACGUCAUCCUCACCUUCGUUCUGCUCCUCAACAUGCUCAUUGCUCUAAUGGGCGAGACUGUGGAGAACGUCUCCAAGGAGAGUGAGCGUAUCUGGCGCCUGCAGAGAGCCAGGACCAUCUUGGAGUUUGAGAAAAUGUUACCAGAAUGGCUGAGGAGCAGAUUCCGGAUGGGAGAGCUGUGCAAAGUGGCCGAGGGAGAUUUCCGACUGUGUUUGCGGAUCAAUGAAGUGAAGUGGACUGAAUGGAAGACGCACGUCUCCUUCCUUAACGAAGACCCGGGGCCUGUAAGACGAACAGAUUUCAACAAAAUCCAAGAUUCUUCCAGGAACAACAGCAAAACCACUCUCAAUGCAUUUGAAGAAAUAGAGGAGUUCCCAGAAACGUCGGUGUAGAAGCGGAACCCGGAGCUGGUGUGCGCGUGCGCUGUCUGGCGCUGCAGGCGGAGUCACCGACUCUGUGCAGAGAGGAUUCCAGGGAUGAUGGAGUCCCGCUGUGCUGGCCUAGAAGCAGAGUGCACCCUCAUGCUCAGUGCUCAGUGGGUGUCUGAACUGAGGGGCAGUUGUCAGUUUGUCUGAGUGGGAAACAUCCUGGAUUUUGUUACUUGGCAAAGAGUUGGUGUAAACCUACAGCCCGCAGCAGUCUGGAGCCUGGGAGCCUCCUGAAGUCCUGGGUGAAGCCUCUGGUUUUACCAAUUGCAGGUUGAGACUGAGCUAAAGUUAAUCUGUGGCGACGUUCUGGAUGUACUGGACAAACACCUCAUUCCAGCAGCUACCACUGGCAAGUCCAAGGUUUUCUAUUACGAAAUAUAGGUUCUAUACUAACAAUUAACAAGUGUACUUCAAUACAUUUAAACAUUCUCAGGAAUAAUUGGCUUUGUUUCUUUUUUUUCUUAGGCAUUUAAUAUUAUUUUCCUUAUUAAAUGUAACCAAAAAUCCCACAGAAAUUAACAAGAGGAGGAGCCUCUAAAUAUCAACAAAAUUAUCACUUGAUAGACUAGAAUUAAACAAGCAAAUGAUUCUAAGAAAUGGCACAAGUGUAUUCAUCAUAAAAUAAAAUUUCUACAUGAAACAUUUAGCCAUUCCAGACCA